Molecule: messenger RNA, 804 nt
Organism: Pygocentrus nattereri (red-bellied piranha)
Lineage: Eukaryota; Metazoa; Chordata; Actinopteri; Characiformes; Serrasalmidae
Gene: avd
Product: avidin
Exons: 4
Coding region: 36-509 (157 amino acids)
Molecular function (GO): biotin binding
Source: RefSeq, a predicted model, not a curated record
UACAGCCAGCUGGUGUGGUGGCUGUGAGUGUCAGUAUGAAGUCUCUGGUGUUCUGUGGCUGUUUCUGUGUGUUUGUGUUGGGAGCAGCUCAGCUGUUUGCUGAGCAAGAGCCCAAACAGGUCACACGCUGCAAUGUUACCGGUCAGUGGAGGAGCGAGCAGGGCUCCAUGCUGCAGCUGACCUCCACUGGUCCAGAGGUGAGGGGAAUUUAUCACACCGCAGUGGAGACAGCGCUCGGGGCAUCGGGCCACAACCGGGAAUCGAAGGUGGUCGGGGUGGUCGGUCACGGCCUCCAACCUGCCGUCGCCUUCUCCGUGCUGUGGGCGAAAGGCUCAUGCAGCUCCUGGGUUGGCCAGUGCUUCUUGUUGCCAGGUGGUGGUCAGGUUCUGAAAACCCUCUGGAUGUUGCGCUCAGUUGUUGAGAGCUCUUUAGACAACUGGGAGAGUACCAGGUUGGGAGAGGACCAGUUUAUUUUUGUGGGACACAUGGAAGGUAGAGAUGGGCACUAAUUUUGAGAAGUUUACCGGCGGCCACAGUCGGGUCUGAUUAGAAUUAAUGCUGCUGUAGUUGAUGAAGCUUCUGAGAGCUGAUCUAGAAUUGAAUUCCUCUUAUUUAUGGCAAUGGGAGCAGCUCUGAAGUCCUGGUGGCAUUUUGCUUUGUAUUAAAUUGGCCUUUGCGAUGGAGCCAACACCUCCUGCUGAAAGUUCAGUAAAUGAGCAGGGUAUUCUGACUGACACUGACCUUUUGGACUGAUUGUCAAGCACUUUUCCCACAUCCUUAGUUAAUAAAUACUGGAGAACCUUC